Messenger RNA from Cylas formicarius (sweet potato weevil), 723 nucleotides. RefSeq lists its product as uncharacterized. The record is from RefSeq and is a predicted model, not a curated record. The transcript has a single exon. Lineage: Eukaryota; Metazoa; Arthropoda; Insecta; Coleoptera; Brentidae. Bases 1 to 723 code for a protein of 240 amino acids.
AUGGUGUGCUACGCCGAUAAUGCAGCAAUUAUCGCCGAAUCAGAGAACAACCUUCAGACACAACUAUUCCAGUUCUUCCUAGAAAACCGCCAACUCAAUAUGAACAUUUCUAUCAGCAAUGCCAAAUGUAUCUCAAUCGUGAAGGAUCCGCUAAGAUGUAAGCUGGUCGUGGAGGACAAACCCAUAGAACAAGUGAUGCGAUUCAGAUAUCUGGGCAUAGAUAUAUCAAGCACCCACGGCCCAGUUAAAGACAUAAGGAGCCAGAUUAACAAAGCAUCCGCACUAUCAGGAUGCCUACGAGAUAUAAUCUGGUCCAAUCCCUACAUGCGCAAGGAUAGCAAAAUUAGAAUCUACAAGACUUGUAUCAGACCCAUCAUGACGUACGGCACGGAAGUCCGCGAAGACACCAACAAGAUGAAACAAAUGCUAAGGGUAGCAGAGAUGAAAACACUGAGGACAAUAUUGGGGAAAACAAGAAGAGACAGAGUAAGAAACACAGAUGUCAGAGAGCAGUGCGGGAUACAAGAUAUUGUGAGAUGGGGAAGACAACGUAAGAGGCAGUGGUGCAACCAUGUAAAACGGAUGGAUGAGAACAGACUUUCGAGAAUAGUCCUGAAAAACAACCGGCCCGGCCCAAGACCUCCCGGCAGACCACCUAAAAGGUGCAAAGAUAGUUGGCAAUCCACAUCACAGGAAAAGAUGCAGAGGCAGCUUCAGAAUUAA